This is a messenger RNA of Copidosoma floridanum, 1074 nucleotides long. Its product is annotated as histone-arginine methyltransferase METTL23. Gene Ontology annotation, cellular component: cytoplasm; nucleus. The record is from RefSeq and is a predicted model, not a curated record. Lineage: Eukaryota; Metazoa; Arthropoda; Insecta; Hymenoptera; Encyrtidae.
AAUAUGAAAAAAAAAAAAAAAAAAAAAAAAAAAAACAAGCGAAAACUCGGUAAAAAGGAAGAACCAAAAUCUGUAGAGUUGAGGUCCAGGUUGAGUGCACGACGCGAGUGAUGACCAGACCAUGAUAUGCCGGGAUUGGAGUACAACUACAGCAACAACAAUAACAACGGCGACGGAGACGAGGAGGUGCACAACAAUUAUUACGGCUUCGGCUUAGCAUCCGUUCUAGGCCUCAUGUCCGAUGGUGUUGCCUCCGAGCAAGUGAAAAAGUUUUUUUUCACCUCCUCGGCCAAGCCGUCCACCACCUCCUCCACCGUGAAUCCGGCGACCUGUGCCACCAGCAGCAGUAGCAGCAGCACCAGCAGUAGCACCAGCAGUAUCAGCAGGCGCAGGAACAACAGCAGCGAGGACGAGGACGACCUCGGCAAUCACGACGACGACGAGGACUCGCUAGAGAUCUACAUUCCUGAGCUUCUGCAGGCGCAUUACAGUUUUUACACUUGGCCAUCGGCCCCGGUUUUGGCCUGGUACUUGUGGGAGCACAGGAAGGAACUGCCAGGCAAAAGAGUUCUUGAACUUGGUUCAGGUACAGCUUUGCCUGGGAUAGUGGCAAGUAAGUGCGGCGCUUUGGUUACCCUCAGUGACUCUGCAACUCUACCCAAGAGCUUGCAGCACUUGAGAAGGAGUUGCGAACUCAACGGGGUUCUUGCCCAAGUGAAGGUUGUUGGAAUCACCUGGGGACUCUUCUUGUCCAGUUUAUUCAAACUCGGACCUUUGGACCUCAUCUUGGGUUCAGACUGUUUCUAUGAUCCCUCUGUUUUUGAGGACAUCGUUGUGACUGUUGCCUUUCUGCUUGAGAGAAAUUCAGCAGCUAAGUUCCUCUGUACUUAUCAAGAGCGCAGCGCAGACUGGUCGAUUGAACAUUUGUUGAACAAGUGGGGAUUGACGUGUCAGCACAUACCUCUUGACAAUCUUGGUGCAGAGUCUGGCCUCGACGUUCAAGAGUUGAUGCAAGAUCACACUAUCCACUUGCUGGAGAUAAAGAAAGCUUGAAACCUAACAUGUCCACCAAAC